Molecule: messenger RNA, 1659 nt
Organism: Spizellomyces punctatus DAOM BR117
Lineage: Eukaryota; Fungi; Chytridiomycota; Chytridiomycetes; Spizellomycetales; Spizellomycetaceae
Exons: 6
Coding region: 1-1650 (549 amino acids)
Source: RefSeq, a predicted model, not a curated record
AUGUAUCACCAUCCUAGCUACAAUCAACCUGGCGCCGUUCCUCCACUCCCUCCUCGCAGGGAGUCGGACGGCAGACCACCGUACGUUGCCUUCCCUUCGCCCGGCUCUCAAUACGGGCCAGCACACAGCACCACAGCGCCAUAUCCCACCCCAGCCUAUCCGACUUCAACUUCUUCUCCUUAUGGGUUUGAGAAAGGCUAUCCGCACGGCGACUAUCGCAUCCCUUCCAACAAUGUCUCUUAUCCGUCGUCAACCCCCACCCAUUCUGCUCAUGCGUCGUUUGACUCUACAAAGCUAGCUGAAAUUGAAAAGCAACUUCAACAGGAACGUGAAGAGCGACGGAAAUUGGAAGAUCGCGAAGUUGAACGAAUCAAGUCGAUCUCGCUGCUUGAGAACCAGCUUCGAAGUAUGAAGCUUGACAUGGACCGUACGGCAGAGCGAGCUGGCAUUGUCUCUCAAAUUGAAUCAAAAUUGCAGUUUGAGCAGGAUGAAAAGCGGAAGCUUCAAGAUCGUUUAGCCACUACGGUGCAACUGGAAUCCCGCUUGGACCACGAGCAAUCCGAGCGCCGGCGAUUGGAGGAACAACUGGCCAGCUAUCCUGCUACUAUAGCGGAACUGGAGCGCAAGAUUACGUUGGAGAAGGCGGAUAAAAAGACACUUGAAGAGUGUGUUGCAUCCAUGGCUGCGCUGGAACCAUUGCUGAAGGCUGAACAGGAAGAAAAGCACCGACUUGAAAAGCGCCUCCCCGAAGUGGAGUCGCAAUUACGUGCGAGUCAGAAAGCUCUCACGGAUUUGGGGAUUGCCAAAGCAGAUAUGGAAAGGAAUAUUGAGAGCAAGAACCGAGAGAUUGCUUCGUUGAAGAAGCAACUUGAUCCACAUAGUAUGGACGAGCAACGGAAGAAGUUGGAAGAUGCAAGACUGGAAUUGGAACAACUUGUCAAGGCGAAAGAUGAUGAGAUAUCGAUGUUGAUCGACAAGCUGAACCACGAAGCGUACGAGCGAACGGCCGUAACAGACCAACUCCACCUGUUGCAAAUGCGUUAUGAACCUCACCCGCCACCAGUAGGCGAUGAUAGCGUUUACACAAGACCACCCCCAACCCAACCCUUAGCAGUACCCAAAGGCGUGGACCACGAACUAUGGCAGUUGUUUGUCAUGGUAGAUCCUUACCAGUUGAAGGCGAUAAAUGCUGUGCAACUCCGAGACAUCUUAGUUCACGGGCCUUGGCCAGCACUGGAGUAUUCUACAGUUCAGAUUUUAUAUGCAAUUUACGACAGAUCUGGGACAGGUUUCAAAUUUGAACAAUUCAAUGCUCUGUGGGACCUGAUUCAUGAGUGGCUCGGAGUCUUCCGAGAAUUUGAUCACCACCAAGACGAAACAGAAUUUGGGCACGUUGACAGGAAGGAUCUUCGAAAUGUCUUAAAGAAAUGCGGAAUUGUCACGCCAGAGCGCUCUCUAACGUCACUCUUAACAAAGGGAUAUCAACAAGAACAUCCACUUGGAUGGGAUGAUUUCUUACGAUGCGCGGCAAGACUCAAGAUCAUUAUGGACAUGUUCCAGAAGAUUGAUAUGGAUAAGGUACUAGAGCAUGCUGUCUUCUCUGAGAUGCAGUUUUUGAUUAUGCACGAAAUGCGCAGGACAACUGGAUAACAAUAUCGC